UCCAACAACCAAACGCCCUAUGCGUCGAAUUGUUGGGUGUGGAUUUAAUAGAGGGUGAGGGGCAACAAAGGGGUAGGGGCCAAGGUAUAAAGCUUGCUGGCCUUCAGCUAGCUUAUGCUGGGCUUCAAUUGGAUCAGUUUUCUGACGAAGAAACUAUACUGCAGAAAACUAGGAUGUAUAUUAUGUUGUUGUUUGGUAAGUUUCUAUUUCCCGAAGGCACGGGAAAUAGUGUUAAUUUUAUGUACUUGUGUUUACUUGGGGACAUUGAUGCAAUAAAGACAUAUAGUUGGGGUUCGGCUGUGUUGGCAUACCUAUAUAGUUCCUUGUGCAAAUGUGCAAAAAAGGAUAGUUGUACAUUUAGUGGAUGUGCAUUCUUGCUACAAGCAUGGGCAUGGUGGAGAAUGCCGGUAUUGGCCCCUGCAAAUCCAAACAGUUACGCCUUCCCUUACGCUUCAAGGUUCAAUGCACUCGGAAUGGAUUGGUCCAAAACGCCUGAUUCCAAAAUCAUUUUCUACCGCCAAAUAUUAGAUCGACUAGGACCCCAAGAAGUAAUACCUCUAAAAAUGUCCAUUUUCUAA
Messenger RNA from Vicia villosa (hairy vetch), 578 nucleotides. RefSeq names its product protein MAIN-LIKE 2-like. The transcript is spliced from 2 exons. Bases 174 to 578 code for a protein of 134 amino acids. The record is from RefSeq and is a predicted model, not a curated record. Gene Ontology annotation, biological process: meristem maintenance; meristem development. NCBI's taxonomy places the organism in Eukaryota, Viridiplantae, Streptophyta, Magnoliopsida, Fabales, Fabaceae.